UGAGCCCACACCCUUUAUAAACGACCAUCUCAAUGCUCCCCCACUCAUUACUCAUCUCAUCACUCUAUUUCCUCAACCAAAAUCCUCAAAAUCAAUAAUAAGAACAACAACAAAGAAGAGACAUUUUAUCCCAUGGUCACUCAUCUCAACACUUCAAACAUCAUGAACAAAUUCCCAAUUUUGCCCCUUUUUAUUAUCCUACUAAGUCUACCAUUCAAUACCUUCUCUUCAUCAAUCCAUGAUCUUCUUAAGAGCCAAGGUCUCCCAGGUGGGCUCUUCCCUAAGAAUGUCAAGUCCUUCACACUUGACCAAGAUGGUCUAUUAGAGGUCUACUUUCACGAGCCAUGUGAGGCUAAGUUUGAGACUUUGAUUCGAUUCGAUACCGUUGUUAAGGCUAACCUUAGCUUUGGUGGCCUCAAUGGGGUUCAAGGGCUUAGCCAAGAAGAGCUAUUUCUUUGGUUACCAGUCAAGGAUAUAAUUGUAAAAGAUCCUUCUUCUGGUGUUAUCUUGUUUAACAUUGGUGUUGCACAAAAGCAACUUGCCUUCUCUCUCUUUGAAGAUCCUCCAGUUUGUAAUCCACACAGGUCAUAUAUACAAAUGCUUAUUGGAAGAAAGGAGAGAUCAAGGAUUCAACAAGUUCAAAGAUAAACAGAAAAAAGCGUCUUCUUCUCUUCCUUGUUUUAUUCCUAUAUAAAAAAAAAAAUUAAUGAAGUUCUGAGGAGAAGAAAGUGGAACAAUUUAAAAGAAAAAACUAUUCAUUUAUUUAAUGAUGGGACAAAGAGUCAGGAAUCGGGUGUUAAGUAUUUUUUGUCUCAAGAGUGUUUGUUCUCUCAAGUAUAAAGAAAUCAUAGAGAAAGAGGAAAAGAAGGAAAAGUUUGUUUAAGGUGUGCUUCUUAAUCUUCUUUUUGGUUAGAUUAAUGACCUAUAAAGAUUAAAAGCAUUUGAGUUUAGAUCUUCAUUUGAAGAUUGUACUCUCAAUUUUGAGUAGGUGUGUUUUUUUUUUAGAAGUACUAAGCAUCUCAACACACAUGAAUGCCACAAAAUCAAAUUUUGACA
Beta vulgaris subsp. vulgaris (sugar beet) is the source of this 1056-nucleotide messenger RNA. RefSeq lists its product as uncharacterized. The record is from RefSeq and is a predicted model, not a curated record. The coding region runs from base 133 to 648 and encodes 171 amino acids. NCBI's taxonomy places the organism in Eukaryota, Viridiplantae, Streptophyta, Magnoliopsida, Caryophyllales, Amaranthaceae. The transcript has 2 exons.